CAGAAACUGCUCUGUAUGUGUCCAGUGGAUUUCCAUGGGAUUUUCCAGUUAGAUGAACGUCGCAGAGAUGCUGUUAUUGCUCUAGGAAUCUUUCUAAUUGAAUCUGACCUUCAGCACAAAGAUAAUGUGGUUCCUUACCUCCUCCGACUUCUGAAGGGUCUUCCCAAAGUCCAGUGGAUAGAAGAAAGCAAUGCACGGAAAGGCAGAGGUUUGCUUCCAGUUGCGGAAAACUUCAGCUUCUGCUUGGUGACUUUGUUAUCAGACGUUGCUUACAGGGAUGCAUCUCUCCGAGAGCAGAUUUUAGAUGCAAUUCUACAAGUAAUGCAGUUCCUGUUGGGAAUGUGCCAGACCCCGCAAAUGCAUGAUAAAGAAUAUUUAUGCAAGUAUGCAGUACCCUGCCUGAUAGGAAUUUCUCGAGCCUUUGGUCGCUACAGCAAUUCAGAGGAGGCUCUCCUUUCAAAGCUUUUUCCAAAAAUUCCCCCGCAUUCCCUAAGGGUUCCAGAAGAGCUUGAAGGAAUUCGCCGACGAUCCUUUAAUGAUUUCAGAUCAAUUCUUCCCAGUUCUCUACUCACUGUUUGCCAGGAAGGAACACUAAAGAGAAAGGCUAGCAGCGUAUCUAGCAUCUCACAGGUUAGUCCUGAACGUGGAAUUCCCCCUCCCAGCUCUCCUGGAGGAUCUGCAAUUCAUUACUUUGAAGGUUCAUAUCUUCCUGAUGGGAGUGCACUGGAUCCUGAUUAUUACUUCUCUACAAUCAGCUCCAGCUUUUCAGUUUCGCCUCUCUUCAAUGGCAUUAACAAUAAAGAGUUUAACAUCCCACUGGAAAUGCUCCGUCAGCUGUUGAACAUGGUAAAACAGAUUGUUGGGGGUUCUCUGCUAAAGACCUUAGAUGCAGUUGUAGCUGAAGUUGCAGAGACGGGUGCUAAUACAGAUCUCUAUUAUAAAACAUUCAGUGAUCCUCUUUAUCUUGCUCAAUUUAAAAUGCUCAGAGACACAUUAUACUAUAUGAAAGACCUUCCCAACUCAUUUGUGAAGGAAAUACAUGAUUUUGUGCUAGAGCAAUUCAACAGCAGUCAAUCAGAACUUCAGAAAAUCCUUCAUGAUGUGGAUCGAUUGCACAACGAACUGAGUCCUUUAAAACUGCGUUGUCAGGCUAAUGCUGCCUGUGUGGAUCUCAUGGUGUGGGCUGUGAAAGAUGAGCAAGGUGCAGAAAACCUAUGCAUCAAGUUAUCAGAGAAGCUGCAGUCGAAAACCUCAAGCAAAGUCAUCAUUGCUCACUUGCCACUGCUAAUUUGCUGUUUGCAGGGUCUAGGUCGUUUGUGUGAGAGGUUCCCUGUUGUGGUUCAUUCUGUCAAUCCAUCCUUGAGAGACUUUCUUGUGAUACCUUCCCCAGUACUUGUGAAACUUUACAAGUAUCAUAGCCAGUAUCACACAGGCGGUAAUGAUAUCAAGAUUAGUGUAACCAACGAGCAUUCAGAGUCCACUCUAAACGUAAUGCCUGGCAAGAAAAGUCAACCAUCCAUGUAUGAGCAGCUGCGUGACAUUGCCAUAGACAACAUCUGCAGAUGCUUGAAAGCUGGCUUGACUAUAGAUUCGGUGAUUGUUGAGGCCUUUCUUGCCAGUUUAUCUAACCGUCUGUACAUCUCUCAAGAGAGUGAUAAGGAAGCUCAUUUGAUUCCUGACCACACAAUUCGUGCUCUAGGGCACAUUGCAGUGGCACUGAGGGACACCCCAAAAAUGAUGGAACCCAUCCUACAGAUCUUGCAGCAGAAGUUUUGCCAGCCACCUUCUCAUCUUGAUGUACUCAUCAUUGAUCAGCUGGGCUGCUUGGUCAUCACUGGAAAUCAAUAUAUUUACCAGGAGGUGUGGAAUCUGUUUCAGCAAAUCAGUGUUAAAGCAAGCUCAGUUGUUUACUCUGCCACAAAAGAUUAUAAGGAUCAUGGAUACAGACACUGUUCCUUAGCAGUCAUUAAUGCCCUAGCUAACAUCGCUGCUAACAUUCAAGGAGAACACCUUGUGGACGAACUACUGAUGAACUUGCUGGAACUGUUUGUUCAGCUUGGGCUAGAAGGAAAGAGAGCUAGUGAGAGAGCAAGUGAAAAAGGACCGGCACUGAAGGCCUCCAGUAGCGCAGGGAAUCUGGGUGUGCUUAUUCCUGUUAUCGCUGUGCUCACUAGACGCUUGCCACCCAUCAAGGAGGCCAAGCCCAGGUUGCAAAAGCUGUUCCGUGACUUCUGGUUGUAUUCAGUGCUGAUGGGAUUUGCUGUGGAAGGAUCAGGUCUCUGGCCAGAAGAAUGGUAUGAAGGUGUAUGUGAAAUUGCCACCAAGUCUCCAUUGCUCACGUUUCCCAGCAAAGAGCCACUUCGAUCUGUUCUUCAGUACAAUUCUGCCAUGAAGAAUGAUACUGUGACUUCUGCUGAAUUAAAUGAAUUGCGGAGUACCAUAAUAAAUCUCUUGGAUCCUCCUCCAGAAGUGUCAGCGUUGAUCAAUAAGUUGGACUUUGCCAUGUCUACCUAUCUCCUUUCUGUUUACCGCCUAGAGUAUAUGAGGGUGUUGCGUUCAACUGACCAAGAUCGCUUCCAAGUUAUGUUUUGCUAUUUUGAGGAUAAAGCAAUUCAAAAAGACAAAUCUGGCAUGAUGCAGUGUGUGAUAGCUGUUGCUGAUAAGGUGUUUGAAGCUUUCCUGACAAUGAUGGCUGAUAAACCUAAAACUAAGGAGAACGAAGAAGAGCUGGAGAGACAUGCUCAGUUCUUGCUGGUGAAUUUUAACCACAUUCACAAAAGGAUCAGGAGAGUUGCAGACAAAUACUUAUCUGGUCUGGUAGACAAAUUUCCUCACUUGCUGUGGAGUGGAACUGUACUGAAGACUAUGCUAGAUAUUCUGCAGACGCUGUCACUGUCUCUUAGUGCAGACAUUCACAAGGACCAACCAUAUUAUGACAUUCCUGAUGCUCCAUAUAGAAUAACUGUCCCUGACACACAUGAAGCCAGAGAGAGUAUAGUCAAGGAUUUUGCUGCACGCUGUGGGAUGAUUCUGCAAGAAGCAAUGAAAUGGGCUCCCUCAGUUACCAAAUCUCAUCUGCAGGAGUACCUAAACAAACAUCAGAACUGGGUAUCAGGUUUGUCCCAGCACACAGGGCUGGCUAUGGCUACAGAAAGCGUUUUGCACUUCGCAGGCUACAACAGACAGAACACCACACUGGGC
Molecule: messenger RNA, 3201 nt
Organism: Pelecanus crispus (Dalmatian pelican)
Lineage: Eukaryota; Metazoa; Chordata; Aves; Pelecaniformes; Pelecanidae
Source: RefSeq, a predicted model, not a curated record